AUGAGAAAGCGCGCGAAUUUUGAUAGACCUAUGAAGUUGUCCAAAACAUCAUGUGCUGAUUUACACUGGUGGAUUAAUUCAGCUGACAGUUUAUUUAAACCUAUUGCCCUCAACCAACCAGAUGCUACUUUAUUCACUGAUGCAUCCAGUCAAGGUUGGGGUGGGGUUUUAGGUCAACAAAAAAGUGGGGGUCAUUGGACUGCACUUGAAGCCAGUCACCACAUAAAUUAUUUGGAAACGCUUGCCGUUUUCUUUGCCCUUAAAGUAUUCCAAACAAAACUGUCGGGAAAACAUGUAGAUAACAUGACUGCUGUAGCAGACAUAGGUAAACUGGGUACUAGUCAUUCUCGCAAACGCAACACUUUAGUUCGCGAGAUUUGGGAUUGGUGUAUUCAGCAUGAUAUAUUUCUAACUACAGCACACUAGUAUACCAGGCCUUGAGAAUGAGGCAGCAGAUGCAGAAUCUAGAAAGCCCUUGAAAGAAACUGAAUGGGCUUUAGAUCGAGAAAUCUAUCAACAGGGUAUCCAACUGUUGAAUAUGACUCCCGUUAUUGACCUAUUUGCUUCUCGACUUAAUUAUAAAGUUAAACCUUUUAUUGCAUACCAACCAGACCCUGAAGCUCAAGCUGUUAAUGCAUUUACAAUUUGCUGGAAACCAUAUUUAUUUUAUGCCUUUCCUCCAUUUAGCAUAAUCCCUUUAGUACUACAGAAAAUUCGAGAAGAGGAGAGCACAGGGUUGGUUGUUGUUCCAAAAUGGCCUGCACAGCCUUGGUGGCCAUACCUAAUGCGGAUGGUAAUUCAGGUUCCAGUAAUUCUCCCCAACAAGGAGAACACUAUAUACAUGCCCAGCAAACCAGACCUGAUCCAUCCUCUAUACCCCAAGUUAACGUUACUGAUGUGCCACAUUUCCGGGGAUCCUUUGAAAAUAAAGGACUUUCAGAGGGGGCUUUGUCUAUCAUCUUGUCCUCGUGGAGGAAAAGCACACAAAGACAGUAUAUACCAUACCUCAACAAAUGGCGUCGGUACUGUCGUUCAAGGGAACUGGAUUCCUUUUCAGCAACUGGAAGAAGGAGUGAACUUUUUAGCUGUGCUCUACGAUGAAGGAAUUGGUUAUAGUGUGUUAAAUACGGCCCGAAGUGCCUUAUCAACUGUCGUCACACUCCCAAACAAUCAGACAUUUGGAACCCAGCCACUAGUAGUAACUCGUUUUAUGAAAGGCGUUUUUGAGACAAGACCUUCAUUACCCCGUUAUUCUGAAACUUGGGAUGUUAAUGUUGUGUUGGAUUAUUUAGCUGGUAAUGUUAGCUCUAUUAACCGGCCAACGUCGCCAAACUUUACAUGCAUUGAAUAUUACUACCAUGGAUUUAAAUCGGGAAAAGUGUAUCUUUAUUAUUACGUCGUUACUCAAAACUUCUCGUCCUGGUAAACACUUAACGUCGAUUGAAGUUCAGUCAUACAAGCUUGACAGGAAACUAUGCCCGGUUGCACACAUAGAAGAGUAUGUCAAACGAACGACUGAUUUGCGAGGCAAUCAGCAUAGACUUUUUAUCAGUCACCAAAAACCCCAUAAAGAAGUUUCAGGAGAUACUGUUAGUCGUUGGCUCAAAAACACCUUGGACCUAGCAGGUAUAAAUACUGCAAAAUUCGGAGCUCACAGUACUCGGGCAGCCACAACAUCGGCAGCAAAGGCUAUGAACAUGCCUAUUGACAUUAUCAUGCAGAGUGCAGGAUGGACACAAUAAUCGACCUUUGGGAAAUACUACCACAUUGUAGCACGAGGAAUUUUGGUAACAUUUUGUUAAGUAAUAAAGGCAAAUAAACAAUUGCCUAAGUGUAUCAUGGGCAUAGGUUAAUGUUUGUUUAAUGCAUCAACGAAAACUGGUGUCCUAUGUUUCACUUAUUGUGUGACUCGUCGGUUAGCGAAGAAAUUAUAUAGUCCUUGACUUUUAUGCCGUUAAUGGCUACAGGUGCUCAAAGUUCAAUAGAGAUAACGAUUUUCAAAAAAUGCCAUUUCUUCCAUUUGACAAACUGAUCCCAACCCAAAAACCUGACCUUUUAUAUAUAUUUAUAUAUAUUUUAUAUAUUUUAUAUUAAUAUAUGAUAUAUAAAUAUUUAUAUAUAUUUAUUUAUAUAUAUAUUAUAUAUUAGUAUUUAAUGCAUCGCGAAACCACUACGUCGUUUCACCGUAUAGAAUCAUCUGUGUCAACAGCUGUUGAUCAUCCGUAUAUGGACCACCUGAUAUAUUCCAUACAUGCAGACAUAUGGCUUUAAAAUGUAAAUAUUACGCUUAAUAAUUCACUGUUUGUUUUCGUAAACCAAAAUCUUAAAGUAAGAAAAAGUCCAAUGAAGAAUAUUGUUGUUUAGUUACUAAGUAUAAUCCGCGUGGACCAGACAUACGAAAAAUCAUAAAUAAACAUCACAAGUCCAUUAUCUGUGGUGAUGAGAAGGCCAGAGAUAUUCUACCCGAGAAGGUUAUUCGUGUGUCUUUUAAGCGCAACGCCAAUCUAAAGGAGUUAUUGGCUCCCUCCAACCCAUAUGGCAAGGAAAAUACUGAAGUAGAACAAUUCGGUUGUUUUAAUUGUACAGCAAAGCGUUGUGACUGCUGUAAGAAUUUUUUGUUAGAAGGGCACACUUUUCGUUCCGUUAUUACCAAGAAAGUUUUUAAAAUCUGUGAAUCGCUUACAUGUACGUCCAAGGCAGUGGUAUAUCUUGCCCAAUGUUUGGCUUGUGGUUUGCAGGGUGUUGGUUCUCCUGUUAAUUUUAAGGCCCGCCUUGCAAACUACAAGUCACACAUUAAGCGUGGGCACAGAACUUGUAGUAUUGUUAAUCACUUCCUGGAUUGCCACGGGGCUGAUCAUUCAUAUUUGAAAUUUAUGCUGAUUGAUCAGCGUUGUGGUAAUCUGUUGGAAUGUGAAAACUUCUGGAUUGGGACCCUUUUGACUAAUCGGGGAGGGUUAAAUGAUAGUCACGAUUUUGUGCAACAGUGACUUCUUUGUCUAUCACUAAGCUUAAUUAGUUAUCAUUAUUGUAAUAUUUGCAUAUUAUUGGAGUAUAUAUAUACGUUAGAAAUUAUUAGUAAUAUUAUUUCUGAGGAAGGCUGAGACAUUCAGUCGAAAAUUAAAACUUUAUUACUUUAGUACAUUUUUAGUAUUUGUUUCUCUCGGAUCGUAGCCAGCUAUUCUGUUGCAUAUAAAUGUCGAACUGGCUGAUACGAAUAUUGUAUUUUGUCAUAUAUAUAUAUAUAUAUAUAUAUAUAUAUAUAUAUAUAUAUAUAUAUAUAUAUAUAUAUAUAUAUAUAUAUAUAUAUAUAUAUAUAUAUAUAUAUAUAUAUAUACUUAUAUAUAUAUAUAUAUAUAUAUAUAUAUAUAUAUAUAUAUAUAUACGCGACGAUAUUUGGCUUGCCGCACAAAUUCCCACCCAAGUUGCCUUGCUAUGUCUUCCCGGUUGUCAAAAAUGACCCUUAUUCGUGCGAGGAUAACUACAAGGUGGGUUAAAAUGGUUUUCAUAAGAUUCGCCAGACAAUACAAACAUACCUUUGUAACAUAAUGACAAGUAUAAGGAAUAAAAUCACAUUGUUUUUAUCAUAUACUCAGUCUCGAGUAAUGUAAUGACUCAUAUCUGAGUAUAUGAUUUUAUCAUAUACUCUGCAGUCUCGGGCCUGUAUGGCUAUGUUUACACUGUACCAGAUAAUUUUCUUAGCGACAUGAAAAACAUCUAUCCGUGCCUUUUAAGAAAUUUUUCAAGCCUGCCCGGUGUGGAUAUACACUCAGAGUAACAUCACACAAACAUCUUAUUCACCUGAGUACAUUACACCAACACAGCAGAUUUCAUUUUAAGCUUUCACUGUUUAUAUACUAUCCGCAAAAUAUUAAUAGAACAUUACAUAAACGCUAUUUUUAGAUAUUACGUAUAAGAUAAAUAUAGCAAAAACAUGAGUUAGCAUAAUUACGCAAUGUCUUAAAUUGAGAAUGUCAUGACGUGACUGGCUUCACGUCACACUCCCCCUCUUGAAAAAAAAAAGUUUUUAGAACUUUCGUUAACUGUUCGUAACCUCCAUAUAUCCAUAUCAAAUAAUUGUUCUUUAAAUGUUAUAAUUAUAUACUUUAAAAUACUCUAUAAAGAAUGAAAAUUGAGAAAACUCAAUACAGCAAGAAUAGCGUCCUUAAACUCUAGCAACAGUAUAACAGAAUAGGGAAGAUUCAACAACAGAAGAACGACAUCUUCUAAAUAAAUUACAAACUCCCUUUUUAAUCUUAAAUUUAAACAAAUUUUAUACUUCAAUAAUAAUUAUUACUUUAACUUACGGGAGAUUUAUCAAACUAUUACAACUUUGUAACAAAACAGGGCAACAAACCACUGUAACAAACCAGUAACAAACCACUAACAUGUGGUCAAUAAUCACAAAUCUUUCCCCCACUGUUAGGCAUCACUGAGUAGACGUUAGGCACGAUCUUAGCAGAAACCUUUUCAUGAAGACGUAGUGAACCUCCAGCGUAGCACUCUUGUACUUCAGCCUCUGGCUAAGUCGACAAUUUUGAUCGUGAACUGCAUGACGUCAAAACUGGAAACAGGUCCAUCAAUAAUAUAACACCAAAAGGACAAUCAUCAGACUGACAACAAAACAACCGCUCUCAUCCAAGAGAGUGGUUUCCCGCCUGAGCCCCAAUUGUUACGUUCGCGGGCGAGAACGAACAAAAAAGUGUGUCUGUAUCUUCAUCUUCUUUACGCUCUCUGCCCUCCUUGACCAGACACAGCGACACGCGCUGGCCAAGGAGGCUUUCUCGUAUUUGGAAUAUCCUUCUUCUGAGUCUUAUGAACUUUGCAACGACAAUAAGCCCAAUAAUAUCAAUUUAUUCUUCUUUAACAACAACAACAACAACAACAACAACAAAUUACUAUUUCCAAUCCCUUCUAAUAAUCUUCUAUCUAUCUCUUAACUUAAGCUUUCACUGUUUAUAUACUAUCCGCAAGAUAUUAAUAGAACAUUACAUAAACGCUAUUUUUAGAUAUUACGUAUAAGAUAAAUAUAGCAAAAACAUGAGUUAGCAUAAUUACGCAAUGUCUUAAAUUGAGAAUGUCAUGACGUGACUGGCUUCACGUCACAUCGUAAUUACUUGCAAUUACGCACGCGCGGGCGUCAAAGAGGCAAAUGUCCGCCUUGAUAGUAAUAUUUUUUGGCAUGGCAACUAUCAUAACCACAAUAUACCAAGACGCCGGCUCAGACGUACCCUCCGGCUACGGGCAACUCAACCUGACAAGCCAGGCCCACUGUAACUAUGAUCAUCAACCUGCCUCGUACCCAGGCGCUUUAAAUAAUUACAAUACAUGAAGUAUUCAGGUAGGCAGGCGACGCGCGAAGGGGCUGUUGGGAAGGGUGCGUGCUGGGCAUCUCUCCCAACUACAAUACUUCAUGUAAACUCGUCAUAUGCGCAUCACUGUUUUUUACAAAGAGACGCCUGGGUACGAGGCAGAUCAUCAACUAUCAACCGUAGAUAAUGACGGGUCAAUAAUAGCGAAGAAAUUAUAUAGUCCUUGAUUUUUAAUGCCGUUAUAUGGCUAGUUUCAGGUGCUAAAAAGUUCAUAGACAUAGACGAUUCUUCUAAAAAAUACGCCAAUUUACUUCCAUUUAUAAGACAAACUGAUCCCAACCCAAAGCCCUUCUCUAACCUGUAAAUAGGUAUUAGGUCAUGCGAAAUAAAGCUUUAUAUAUAUAUUUAUAUAUAUAUAUAUAUAUAUAUAUAUAUAUAUAUAUAUAUAUAUAUAUAUAUAUAUAUAUAUAUAUAUAUAUAUAUAUAUAUAUAUAUAUAUAUAUAUAUAUAUAUAUAUAUAGUUUUUCGUUUUACCUCAAAAAACCACAACAGUCUGUUUCAUCCGUAUAGGAAUCAUCAGGUGGUCAACAGUCUGUUGUCAUCCGUAUAGGGACCACCUGAUGAUUCCUAUACGGAUGAAACAGACUGUUGUGGUUUUUUGAGGUAAAACGAAAAACUAUAUUACGCUCUAUCUAUAUGGUAUUGAGCACUGUUUGUGUUUCGUAAACCAAAAUCUUAAAGUAAGAAAAAGUCCAAUGAAGAAUAUUGUUGUUUAGUUACUAAGUAUAAUCCGCGUGGACCAGACAUACGAAAAAUCAUAAAUAAACAUCACAAGUCCAUUAUCUGUGGUGAUGAGAAGGCCAGAGAUAUUCUACCCGAGAAGGUUAUUCGUGUGUCUUUUAAGCGCAACGCCAAUUUAAAGGAGUUAUUGGCUCCCUCCAACCCAUAUGGCAAGGAAAAUACUGAAGUAGAACAAUUCGGUUGUUUUAAUUGUACAGCAAAGCGUUGUGACUGCUGUAAGAAUUUUUGUUAGAAGGGCACACUUUUCGUUCCGUUAUUACCAAGAAAGUUUUUAAAAUCUGUAAAUCGCUUACAUGUACGUCCAAGGCAGUGGUAUAUCUUGCCGAAUGUUUGGCUUGUGGUUUGCAGGGUGUUGGUUCUACUGUUAAUUUUAAGGCCCGCCUUGCAAACUACAAGUCACACAUUAAGUGGGCACAGAACUUGUAGUAUUGUUAAUCACUUCCUGGAUUGCCACGGGGCUGAUCAUUCAUAUUUGAAAUUUAUGCUGAUUGAUCAGCGUUGUGGUAAUCUGUUGGAAUGUGAAAACUUCUGGAUUGGGACCCUUUUGACUAAUCGGGGAGGGUUAAAUGAUAGUCACGAUUUUGUGCAACAGUGACUUCUUUGUCUAUCACUAAGCUUAAUUAGUUAUCAUUAUUGUAAUAUUUGCAUAUUAUUGGAGUAUAUAUAUACGUUAGAAAUUAUUAGUAAUAUUAUUUCUGAGGAAGGCUGAGACAUUCAGUCGAAAAUUAAAACUUUAUUACUUUAGUACAUUUUUAGUAUUUGUUUCUCUCGGAUCGUAGCCAGCUAUUCUGUUGCAUAUAAAUGUCGAACUGGCUGAUACGAAUAUUGUAUUUUGUCAUAUAUAUAUAUAUAUAUAUAUAUAUAUAUAUAUAUAUAUAUAUAUAUAUAUAUAUAUAUAUAUAUAUAUAUAUAUAUAUAUAUAUAUAUAUAUAUAUAUAUAUAUAUAUAUAUAACAAGUAUAUAUAUAUAUAUAUAUAUAUAUAUAUAUAUAUAUAUAUAUAUAUAUAUAUAUAUAUAUAUAUAUAUAUAUAUAUAUAUAUAUAUAUAUAUAUAUAUAUAUAUAUAUAUAUAUAUAUAUAUAUAUACAAACUGUAUAUCGUCAUUGAGAAUUUAUUUUGUGGUUUUAAUUUGUACGUGAAUUGUUGGGCGAAACAAGGGAGGCAAUCCCCAACAGUGCAGGCUUCGCGUUCGGUUAAUAAGAAGUUAUUAAACUUUAGUAUAUAAAAAUUAACGUUGCCUUUUAUUUAAUUGUGGGAUCCAUAUCGUCUUUAUUCCGAAGUUUUAUAAUUUUCAAGCAUCUUUACAAAGAUUGAAAAAUCACUAUCCGGUGGAUAGCGCCUCGGUAGGAUUUUAUUUCAGAAAUUUAUCUGCUACCGCUGGAUUUACCAAUACCGAUACUAACAACAGGUCAUGCGCAUGCGCUCUGCUCGCAAGAAGCACGAGGACAAGUGUAUUGGAAGUCACCACUACCGAAGUCGGCCUUGUAUUGGAAGUCGUGGGAAUUGUAAGAUAAACUCAUAUAAAUCGGAUAUUUCAUAAUUUUUUCGAUAAAUACGUAAACUAUUUGCUUAUUAGCAUCGCCUGAGUCAUGUUUUAGUCGGAAUUUUUGCUCAGCUGCCGUUUAGUAUACCACAAAUAUUCGGUGACAAUUAAUGUGUUCUAUACUUUAUCUGUCGUGAUAACUUAACGCUUUAAAAUUCCCGGUAUACCAAAAUGAGAACGAAAGUGAAGACAUUGGUAUCGAUAUUGGAAGUCGAACUUAAUGACUAGCUGACCACGGUUAAAGUUUGUAAUUACGCCUUUCGUCCAACCGGCCGCAGAUCUUUAUAGAUUAAUGGACGACUUACGCUUUAGACUAAAUUUUAAUCUAAGUACGAACAACGAAAUCUUUCACCACAGCUAGAGAGAGCGUCUUGGAAUUAGUAAUAUUACAAAGUUUGGUUGCGAAAUGUUGUAAAAUACGGAAAAUAUAGCCCUUCAAAGUUGGCAAAUUUGUAUACUUUUGUAUUACGUGCGUGAAUUGGUAACUAAAUUAGUCACCAAUUUCCGCACGUAAUAGAAAUGUAUACAAAUUUGCCAACUUCGCAGGGCUAUAUUUUCCGUAUUUUACAACAUUUCGCAACCAAACUUUGCAGUUUUUCUAAUUUUGAUAACUUCUUUCCAAAAAUAUCCUUUGUUAUUCCCAGAUUAAAAAUUUUUCUAAAGCGCAAGUCGUCCAUUCGUUUUACAUAAUCAUCGUAUAUACAUGCAGUAUUUCAGUUGUUGAUAAUUCGCUAAUCUUGUUUUCGCGCUUAGUUGUCUAUUUUACCGUAAUUAGUUUUAAUGUUUCAGUACCGUCUGUCUCGUCCCCGGUCCAGUCGUUUUAUGUGAAUUCAGGGGCGGGGGAGGUGCGUGCCUUCCCAUCAUGCAUCACAACCGAUCUUUUUACCAACUACUGAUCAAUAUAUAUGGCAUUGAUUAGCAGUGUCCUAUUAAUUGGGCGUAAGAUUUAAGUGUUAAGGCAUUCCGUCUUUGUGAAAGCUGUAAUACUCAUGUAAAAGUCAGAAAAUGAUGUUUUAUUUUAUAGCACUUUCCCUUAGUUGUUUCAUCCACACUGAAAGUGAAUGAAUUCUUCGAAAUACCUCCAGUACCAAUAGAAAUAACUAAGGAAAGUGGAGACAGUGUUACCAUUCAACCACCAAGUUCGUGGAUUGGUUUGGCACCAGUCAAUGUUCAUCUGUUAUCAUAUCUACUAAGAGCGGGGCAGGUGAGCAGGUUUUUAUAAAUGUUUUCCUUUUUGAUAUAGGCAGGCUUUUAGCCAGGGUUCUAAAAGAGGGCAUCCAAUUUUGGUAUAACGAUACAUCUACAGUAAAGAGGGGGUUCGAGAAAACGUUCCUCUGGAAAACCUUUGAAGUUUACGUUACUUCAUGUCAGUAUCUGUUCCAAGCUUGUUCGAAAUUUUUCAAACACACUUGGCUUUGUGAGUUUGUGCCGCUAUGCUUCUUUACUUAAUUGUGACAUUUUCAUUCAGCCAGGUACACUAUCAAAUUGAUCAAAAUGUCAAAUGUAUAAUAAUAAUAAUUGAAGCUAUUUCGUUUCAGAUAUAUUAAUAUACUUCUAGGGAAAUAAUUGAAAAUAAUUUCCCUUUUUCCCUAGAAUUUGGGCGUCCAAAGACGUCCAUUUUUCGUUCUAGGGGCGUCCCAGGACGCCCUUCUGGCUAAAAGCCUGGAUAUAGGGCAUGCAGCUUCCAGAUCAAAACAAUCCUUGCAUUCAAAUUUUAGCUGCUCAGUUUCGGGAGUGAACGUGGAAUAGUUGGGACUCCAUAAAUUUAUCUUCAUUGCUCAUUUUGAAUAUUUCUAAAUUCGUGGAGAUAUUCAUUCAUUUUUUUUUCAUUUGGUAUUCAUUUUUCUAUAUACCAUAUUUUUGACGCCGUAGAUCGAGGUCUGAUACUGGAUCCAAGUGUGAUAGGGAUGGGUACAUACAAGAUCGACCCCGACCUUAAGCCUGACCAGCCCUCAUCCUUCCUGGCUAAUCAGGCUACGUUUUUGCAGAAAGUGAAUUUUUACACGUAUUUGGUACAGCCAGGAUUGACAAUUUAAUUAUGUGGGAGCGCAAGAGCUUUAUAGAGAGCUUUAUAUAGCGCAAGAUACGCAACACUGUCUGAUGACAAUUUUUAACCCCAAUUGUUCAUCGCAUCACGAAUCUAAAACAAUACACUCUGAAAACACGGGGGAGGGGGGGGGGGGGCGGCCCUCCUUGGCUGCGCCACUGUUUACACGGGGAAUCGUCGUUGCCAAGUUGGAUUAUUAAACAGGGUGGACCCCUCAACUAUUUGACUAGCGAGGAUUUUCUUCAAGUCUAUUGAAAUUUACUUGGUAUAAUUUUAGCAUGUUUGACGAACAAGGAAAAUAGUUGUGUCAGACCAAUAGUUUGCACAUUAUUAGCAUUCGGUGUCGGCCUGUAUCCACUUAAACAGCAAACAUGGAACAUUAAAGAAUAAAGUGAUGAACACCAAACAGUAAACAACCAACAUUUGGAAUUAGCAUGUAAACGCCAGAUAAACAGAAUGGAAAGAAAAUACAAAUGGUAUGCAAACAGCAAGUGUCACUUGACCAUAUAUUUAUUAAUUUCCAGACUCGUGAUAAAGAUGGUAAUGUACGGCAUAAUUCUCACGCUAAACCUAAAGCAGAUGGUCUCGUUAUUCAUAUACAUGGUGGAGGAUUUGUUGCGCAAUCAUCAAAAUCCCAUGAAGUAGGUAUAUUACGGUAACUCGACUGUGGUUGCUAGAGAUUACAAUUAAGUCAAAACGGCAAUAAAAAGAGUACACUUUUGAUAUAAAAAAAUGGACGUAUGAACUAAAACAAGUGUGUCAUAUAUUAUUGGCACUGCUGAAGAUCCGGGCUUACGGUUACGGAUCGAAAGCUUUACAAUUAAUGCAUGUAUAGUGUUUCCACAAACCAAAACUCAUAUUAUGGCUAUAAAUAUUGUUUCACGUGACUAUCUUUAGAGCUUAAAUAAUUACUAUAUAAAAGCAGCGGUGUUUGUUUUCUAUUUUCCUAUUAACUCUCCUAUAUUUUGCUGUUUUAAACUGAAUGGCUGACAUGCUAAAGACCCAAUGGUCUGUCUAUAUAUUUGUACCGCGGCCGACGCUUACCUCUUCGGUGAAAGAUGUUUGCGUCAAUAUUACAAUUAAUCGUGUUUCCCCUGAAGUUACAAUCCUUGAACACUGUAGACUAUACUGUAUUUCUAUUUCAGAUCUACCUGAGAAGUUGGGCAAAAUCACUCAAUGUCCCAAUACUGUCAAUCAACUAUGCCCUCGCUCCUGAACUGCCCUUUCCUCGGGCUAUGGAGGAAUGCCUGUUUGCAUACAUCUGGGCCCUCCAGAACUUCGACAGACUGGGCACCACGGGGAAACAUAUCGCAUUAGUUGGGGAUUCCGCUGGUACGUCAGUGUAUAAUAAUUUAUGACUAUUGAUAUACUGUAUAUGAGGUUUAUGCAUGAGCCCACGGCAGACUAUAUAGAAUCGAAACAUGAGAUAAUCUAAAACGUUGGGGGGCCCGCGUUGACCGUAUAAAGCUUUCAAUUUGUUAUAUUUCACGAAAACCAAAAUUGGAAACAGAACAAACUACUUCUCGACGUUUCGAGCAAAGGCCUUUCGUCACGCAGGAGACUUAUAGGCGAAGGACCUUUGCUCGAAACGUUGCAUGAUAUAUAUGAAAUAGAACCAAAAUGCUUUAUAUUUCUUUGAGAGAUCCCAACAGUGAGUUUCAGUGUACCAUAUAGUGUACACAGUAUUUAACAAUAAGCUGCGGUGGUUUGUUUCGCCACUAACCUUAAUCUGACGAAAGGCCUUCGCUUAAAACGUCUUUAUAGUGUUGUUAAUCUUGUUUCCAGUUAGUUUAGCCAUUCACCACGGUACUAGCUGGUACUAACUGGCUGUAAAUUACUUGUGAGUCAGAGAAGCAUUGGAGGUUAAGAAUAUACAAUUACUAUAUGGUUUCCGUGUUUGGAUGGCCUGAUCCAAACACUUGGGAAUGUUGCUCGAGUUAAGAAAAGCGCGGGAAACACGAGCCGAAGGCGAGUGAUUUUCCGCGCUUUUCUUAACUCGAGCAACAUUCCCAAGCGUUUGGUUCAGGCCAUCCAAACACGGAAACCAUAAAGUAAUUGUUUUAUAAAAUAACAACGACGAUAGUCUUGCAAGUUUUAUUUAAAAAAGCGCAAGUAUAAAAGCUAAAUUCUCCCAAGUUGCAAUGCUAAAUUCUCCCAAGUUCGCGAGAAAGCGAACGAAGCUAUAUAAUUUUGUAAACAAUCAGGUCAAUCAACCGUGAAACACUACAACGUAGAUUUACAACGAAGUUUUUGUCUUUAAAAGUUAACAAAAUUACAAAUGUUGAUUACAUGUUUAAAAUUCCCGCGAAUUAAGGCACUUUAAAUUUCCGUGUUUGGAUGGCCUGAUCCAAACACAGGUUUCGACCAAUCAGAGCACGCGUUAUAUACAUGUUAUUUUAUAACUGACUGCCACUACUGCUUCCACUGCCAUGUGUGUUUAAUGUACCCGAUUAACGAAUCAGAUACGUACUGAACCAGUGAGAGGUAUAGUCGUAGUGGAAAUCAAAUCUGAACCUCUUGAUUGUUUUACGAGACAACAGUUGCACUGUCUUGCAGAACAGAAAUGUUUCUGAAUUUGUUGGGAACAUUUACUUUUCCCAAUAUAAGCAAAUUUUGUUGCAACAACAUUUCUGAGGGCGAUCCGUUUAGUACGAAAACAGGGAUUCCUUUAUAACAAAGUAUGUUCUUUCCAUAAUAUAGGCGGAAACCUCAGCGUAUCUCUUUGUUUAAAAGCAGCUUCUUAUGGCGUUCGUCUUCCGGAUGGCAUUUUAACAUCAUAUGCUCCAUUUAAUGUCCAGUUCCGGCCUUCACCGUCACGUCUUCUUACCCUCUUGGAUCCCUUGUUACCAGUUGGUAUCCUAACCCAAUGUCUUGCGGCGUACACAGGCACUACUGCAAAGGGCAAUGAAGGUGUUUUGGAGAAAAAACAAUCCGGCGCCAAAAGUGUUUCUGAAAAAGCUGAUCACCUUUCACCCAAAGAUGACUGCUGUUUGGCGGAUGAUAGGCUGUUGCCAGAUGUAGUUAAGGACAGUCAUUCUGGUAGCGCACAAAUACCGCAUGCCUCGAGCGAGUUCGAUUUGGUUCAUUCACAAAUGAACAACUUGCGUCCAACUCGGUCACAAUCCGAUAGUGAUCUGCUUAACGGCAGUAACGUAAACACAGACGAGAACGAGCUUCAUGAUGUUAGUUCUUGUGGACUUCUAAUUGAUGAACAUCUCAUCACAAUGACUAAGAAUCCUUAUAUCUCGCCCUUGGUGGCAUCUAAUGAACAGUUGGCUAAGUUACCUCCCAUUGACUUACUCGUAAGUUAAAUAAUGUGUUAGCAUUGUUAUAGUGUAGUUACAUGGUUAAUCAGUCAUUAUUCAACCACUUGUGUCCGCCACUAAUUGCUGCAAUUUAGUUGCCAAACGUUUUUGGAUCAAACCAAAAUAAUACAAACCACAAUCAGUGAGAUACUUAGAUUUAAAGUUCAUUUUUACAAAUAAUUGUGCAAAUUAACAUGGGACACUCCUCCCCCAUUUCAAUGUUGUUGUAUACGCUUUGGAGAGUUAUCAACAAAUCAACUGAACACAAAACCACUUACAUAAAAUGUCAAUUUUAGUCUAACAACAUUGAAGGGGGUCAUGUUUCUGUCUCAGCCUAACCGGUCCACGAAUUUUCUCACUGAUUGUAGUUAGUUAGUUCGUCAUCUUUCACUAUAAGAUUUAACGAUAAUACUGUGAGCGGCCACUCUUCGGCCAUUCCCCACUACUUUUCUCCACCGAACUCAAACUCUAUUAUUACAUACACUAUGACACUAUGUUGAAAUUUGUUGUUUAGGCAUGUACCAUGGACCCUUUACUUGAUGACUCCAUUGAGUUCGCCAAACGACUUCGUGGUGUAGGAAACAAAGUUGAACUGUACAUUGUAGAUGAUCUGCCACAUGGCUUUCUCAGUUUUUACAUGGUCUGUCAAGAGGGUAGGGAGGCGAACGAGCUGUGUAUUGCUUGCAUCAAAAAAAUAUUACUGGGCAAACGAAAUGUCACCGAAUCGUCGACACCUCCAAUUUAUUAG
Paramuricea clavata is the source of this 13752-nucleotide messenger RNA. Lineage: Eukaryota; Metazoa; Cnidaria; Anthozoa; Malacalcyonacea; Plexauridae. The record is from the annotation of a GenBank genome assembly.